This is a messenger RNA of Aspergillus tanneri, 1143 nucleotides long. RefSeq lists its product as uncharacterized. The coding region runs from base 1 to 1143 and encodes 380 amino acids. The record is from RefSeq and is a predicted model, not a curated record. NCBI's taxonomy places the organism in Eukaryota, Fungi, Ascomycota, Eurotiomycetes, Eurotiales, Aspergillaceae. The transcript has 3 exons.
AUGGCUCUGUGGGGGAGAGAAGUUGUCCAUCAGAGUGAGUCGCCAUGGAAUAAGGAGGUCCGUCUAUUUAGAUCCAGUCUGGGCCCGAACGCGUACAUCACUCUGUGGUUGGUCUCAGACUUUCAUACCCUGCUAGCCUUGAUUCUUUUCCUUGUCGGAGCAUACGUGAUCAAACCGCUGAAAGGCACGCCUACGAGGCUUUUGUCGAUGGCAUUGAUCGUGUCCAUCUCUUCAUAUAUCCUUUCGCAAGUACUGUCCAUUACAUUUCUGCUACUUGCUUACUUGGAAGCCACCGUGAAACAAAGCUAUGUCGUUAUGAUGAUCCUACAGAUGAUAUUAUAUCUUCUUGCACUCUUGUUUCUCUAUUUUGCAUUGUGUCGGACACUGCAGAGAUCCCUCGAUCAAUCUCCAAUCCCGGCAAAAAUCUCUACAAUCGUUACAACAAUCCACUGGGGCAUCCUGGGGACACUGUCGCUUCUUGCGGUGGCCAAUUGCGCCGUUCAAAUUGCUGCCAUUGUCAAGUCGGUGGACAGAAGCUCCGAUGCCUUGCAUAUGACACACUAUGACAACCGAGUUGCCACAGCUCGUGCCAUCCUCUUCAUGGUCGGAUCAUUAGAGAUAUUCUUGUGGGCAGUACUCCCUGUCAUCAAACGAACCUCUCGACCAUUAGGCAGCAAGGUCAAGAUCAGAGCCAUCUCCUUCGCAACCGCGAGCUUAUUCUACCUUGUUCUAAACUUUACCACCGCCAUCAGAACGAUCCUAUACAUGCAGCUUCGGAUCCCAGAACCACAGUACGUGAAUGCAGCCUGCGCAGUGGUCGAAUUCUUCAGCGUAGUCAGCAUCUACACCGGGAUCAUCGUCCACUGCAUGCAAUUGCAAAAUGACGAUAUUUCAUCGACACAGGCCCGUCCUCGAAUCAUAUAUCCUCCGAGAAUGAGCCCGUAUAUACCUUACCGACCAUCCAUAGGAGAAGUGCUCAGUCAGCAGUCAAGUCCCUCUAUAACAUUUGGGCAGGCUGCUGGUGAUUGGAAGGGUAUCCCUGUUAACCAGCAGACGAUAAAUGCAGUCAUGUCGGGAGGGAGGGGUCCGCCCCUCAACAGACCAGUGCAUACUCAGGCACAAGGUCAAGGGCCAGUAGGGUAG